GCACCAAGCAUGCAACAAAAGAUUCUUCAUCCGAUUCAGAAUCAUCAAGUGAUAGUAACAGAAUGGAAAAAACAUCUACCAGACAGAAGAUAAAACAGAAGCAUAUGACAUCAUCAUCAGACAAUGAUUCAGCAGAUACUUUAGAUGAAGAAAGUGAAGAAGAAGAAACUAUGACAAAGCAUUCUUCCAAACCUACAGAUUCAUGCAAAAAAAGAGUCAGCAAAAAUGAAAAAUCUUCAAAGAAAAGAAAGAGGGAACCUUCACGCAUAGAAGACUGUGACUCUGACUCUGAUAGUUCAUUACCAGAAAAUAAAAAACACAAAACAGAAGACAGAAAAUACAAAAAAACCACCAAGAAGUCCAGAAGAAACUCAUCAUCAUCAUCUGAUGAAAGUGAACCAAAAAAGAAAAAAACAUCAAAAACAAACAAAGAGAGUUCCAGUGACAACUCAGACUCAGACUCAGAGUCUUCUGCAGAGGAUUCAGACAAUCUUGAUUCACUGAAUUCAAACACAUCGAAUCUAACAUGCAGUAACAUUAAAAAAAAUGUGCCACAUAAAAUUAUGAAGCUAUUCAUAACGAAACACUCAGGGUACCAUGGACCUUACAAAACAUGCAUUGCAACGCUGAAAGAUAAUAAAAGUCAGCUCAUCAAAGUCAAAAUGCCAAAACCAGUGGCAGACAUGAGCAAACAACUACAGAAGAAAAUUUUAGAAAAGAUUAAAAAACAAAAAAAUCCAAGGUUCAUGGUGACUGGAAUUCACAAGAAGAGGAAGCCAAGUGGAAAGGGACAUUAUGAAACCUACGAUUAUAAAUUCCUGUGGAAUUAGACACUUAUCUCCCCGCACCAACAAUUUGAUGAGAUAUUAAUUUUCUAAUUUUCUACUGAUUAUAUGCUAUUUCUUACACCGCACACUCAUUCCAAAGAGUAUUUUAUUUCUAAUAUGUUACUUGCCAGCACUAAGAGCACCUGAUGUAAUUGAAAAAUUAUUCAUACUACACAUACUACUUGCACGUACUCUCCAUUUAUUUAUACUUAACUUAUUAUUUACUUAUUGUUCACAAUAAUAUUUCUGUCCACUGUAUUCAUUUAUAAGUACACCUAAUU
Messenger RNA from Frankliniella occidentalis (western flower thrips), 1108 nucleotides. RefSeq lists its product as uncharacterized. The transcript has 3 exons. The record is from RefSeq and is a predicted model, not a curated record. NCBI's taxonomy places the organism in Eukaryota, Metazoa, Arthropoda, Insecta, Thysanoptera, Thripidae. The coding region runs from base 63 to 830 and encodes 255 amino acids.